This is a messenger RNA of Magnolia sinica, 2555 nucleotides long. RefSeq lists its product as uncharacterized. The record is from RefSeq and is a predicted model, not a curated record. Bases 274 to 2043 code for a protein of 589 amino acids. The transcript is spliced from 12 exons. Lineage: Eukaryota; Viridiplantae; Streptophyta; Magnoliopsida; Magnoliales; Magnoliaceae.
CCGCGUCCUUCGUUGUAGGUCCGGCGUCCUGCACGUGUACGUCAAUGAAUGGAGAUACGGUGAAGGCCAUCGUAUCAAACCGUUUGAAUCAUUAAUCUCACGUUUCCCCCACGUGAGCCAGGCCACGUGCAAGGUGCAAACAUCGGAAGUAGCACGCUCACACGUGAGUCAGUCACGCACGUGUCCCGUGAAUCAAGUCAUUUUUAUGCACUCUCUUCUCGCGCGAAUCGCGGCCUAGCAGGAUCGGCGUCUCUUGGGUUGGAGGUGGGGGUGAUGGCAUCGCAGUCGGAAGCCGUGGAUGCAGAGAGCGAUCGCAUACCGAAGCUCCGUAUAUACUCCCCUCCCAACGCUGGAGUAUCCCCUUUCUGGAGAGACAAGUACGAGAGGGACGCCAGAAAGUAUUGGGAUAUCUUCUACAAGCGACAUCAGGACAAGUUCUUCAAGGAUCGACACUACUUGGACAAGGAAUGGGGUUGCUAUUUCGAUCCAUUCUGGUUCACCUUUCAGGCAAAGGGAAAAAAGGUCAUUUUGGAGAUUGGCUGUGGAGCUGGAAAUACCAUCUUUCCUUUGGUUGCAUCUUAUCCAGACAUUUUUGUUCAUGCAUGCGACUUCUCAACACGUGCUAUUGACUUGGUUAAGGCACACAAAGAUUUCAAAGCAGAUCAAAUGGAUGCAUUCGUUUGUGAUCUCACAGUGGAUGACCUUAGCCAGAAGAUUUCACCUUCUUCAGUUGACAUUGUGACCAUGAUUUUUGUUCUGUCUGCAAUAUCCCCAGAAAAGAUGCCUGCAGUAUUGCAGAAUAUCAGAAAUGUUCUUAAGCCUCAUGGUCAUGUGCUGCUCCGAGAUUAUGCAGUUGGCGACCUUGCUCAGGAAAGACUCACUUGCAAGGAUCAAAAGAUAAGUGACAAUUUUUAUGUCCGGGGCGAUGGUACUCGUGCUUUUUAUUUUUCUGAAGAUUUCCUGACUAGUUUAUUCAAAAGCAAUGGAUUUGAUGUUGAGGAAAUUGGCAUCUGCUGCAAACAAGUGGAGAACCGCUCGCGUGAGUUAGUGAUGAAUCGGCGUUGGAUUCAAGCUGUAUUCCGCUCCUUAGAUGGUCUAGAUUCAUCUCCCAUUCAAAAACCUGAUAACAAAGUGGGUCAAGAAAUUAAUGGCACUAAGCUUAACAGUGCUAAUACUGUGAGGAAACCUGGAAAUGGUAUUGAAAUUGACAUGUCUGAGAGUAUUGCUGUUGAAAUGUUUGGUCUUUCAGAAUCUAUUGAUGAGAUCAUCGAGAUCAACUUGAGAGAAUGCAGGUUCAGGAUAAAAGGCCUCUCCAGAGAAUUCCAACACACUUGCAAAUCGACGGGCUUGAUGCUGUGGGAGUCAGCUCGCCUGAUGUCUGCAGUAUUAGUGGAGAACCCAUCCAUAGUUGCAGGGAAAAGGGUACUGGAAUUGGGCUGUGGCUGUGCGGGCAUCUGCUCGAUGGUGGCCGUUAGAUCUGCAGAUCUUGUGGUCGCUACUGAUGGAGAUGCGAGAGUGCUUGACCUUCUGAGACAGAAUGUCACCUUGAACCUAGAGCCCAUUCUCCUAGACAAACUGCUUGCAAAGACACUGGAAUGGGGGAACAAAGAUGAUGUGGAGGCCAUCAAGGGAUUGAAUCAGGAUGGGUUUGAAGUCAUUAUUGGCACGGACGUUACCUAUGUGCCUGAAGCAAUCUCCCCAUUGUUCAAAACUGCAAGAGCGCUUAUCUCCAAAGGAGGUGGUGGGAAAUUGAGACCGGCUCUCAUUCUGUGUCACAUCAUCCGUCGUGUUGAUGAGGCGUCGAUACUCUCAGCUGCGUCCCGAUCUGGGUUCAAGCUCGUGGAUAGGUGGCUCAUGGGAACACCAUCUUAUUCACUUACAGGCAGUCUCAAUGAGGAAACACACAGCGGCAUCAUUAGAUCAUGGUUUGGUUCUGGGUUUGAGGAGAUGUAUUCCCAACAAAAUAAUGCUGUAAAUAUCAUGUAUUUUCAUGCAGAGGAUGCCAAAUUCAGUUCAACCAAGGCAAUUCUCACUGGACCUUGAGAAGGCGAUUUACAGCAUGCGUGAGGUAUCCAGGCCAUUCAUCAGGUGGGUUCAGCUAUUUUGCUUGAUUUAGCAUAAAGCUUAGGCCGAUCACACCAAGUGGGCACAAGUGUGUAAUAAACGGAUGGUGAGGAAAAGAUGACCCAUGGUCUAUAUUUGUCAUAAACGGGCUACAUGCUGAGCGAGAUCUUAAUUUUGGGUCAGUGCGAUUUCUCAGUGCCCCUGCUUGAUGUGUGGCCCAGGUCCACAGAUGUGACACACAUACUGCGAGUUGUGUUGUCAGUCUCCACUUGCAGGAAUGGCGAUGUUAUUGAUUUUAUUGAAGUCCUUUAUCUUGUCAUGUAAAAUGAACAUUUUUGGGAGCUUUUGGAAUCACAGCCCUUGAACUAAGAAGCGAUUCAUUGGAGGAACGGUAAAGAUUUAUUUACUGUAAUUGGAUUCAAUCACUGUUCUGUUUAUACAAAUAUGUUAUAAUCUUAAUGGCCUUUUGCUCAUCUAAUUUCAGAUUCCAA